AUGACCACCACCACCCCCCAAACCCUCACCUUCCCCCGCCCAACCUUCGCCAAACUCGCCCCUCACUCCUACCUCCUCGCGCACCUCAACACCCCCUCCCCCACCCGCGCCAACGCCCGCCUCCCCACCUCCCCCCGCCCCCCACACACCCACAAAGGCUCCCUCACCCACGCCAACGGGAGCGCCGUGAUCCGCAUCGGCGACACGACCGCCGUGUGCGGCGUCCGCGGAGAGGUGCUGUUGGCUGAUGCAGUGGGGUACUCUGAGACGCGCCUCUCUGGCGGUGCUGCUCCUGCUACUGCUGCUACUUCCGGGACGCGCCAUAAGGGAGGCAUGAAGAGCACAGCGCAGGAACUGGAUUUGCUCGUCCCGAAUAUCGAACUCGCGACUGGGUGCGCGCCGGAGUUUUUGCCGGGGAUGCCGCCUAGUAAGAUGACGCAGGAGCUGGUAGCGCGCGUCUACGCUCUUCUGCAUGCUAGUGCGCUGGUGGGGGAUGAGUGUCUGAAGAUUUGGGGACCCGUUGUGGACGGGGAGGAUGAGGAGGAUGAGGAGGGAGAGAAGGAGGAGGGGAGUGAGGUUAAGGCGUUUUGGGUGUUGUAUAUUGAUAUCCUCUUCAUCUCGCUGGAUGGAAAUGCGUUUGAGGCUGCGUGGGCGGCGCUGCUAGGGGCGUUGCAGGAUGUGUAUUUACCCGCUGUGAGAUGGGCGGAGGAUCGGCAGGCGGUGGUGUGUGAGGAUGAUGUGAGUAGUGCGACGAGGUUGGAGUUGAGGGGGUUGCCUGUUGCAGUUGGGUUUGCGGUUUUCAGGGCGAAGGAGGGGGCAGGGAAGAAGGGGGAGUAUUGGGUGUUGAUUGAUCCGGAUAUGUUUGAGGAGGGAUUGUGUGAGGAGACUGUUACGGUGUUGUUGGAUUGUGCUACCGGGGAGACGAGGUUGAUUGGGGUUGAAAAGGUUGGGGGGGCGAUGUUGGGGAGGGAGCAGAUGGUGAGGUUGAUAAAGCAGGCGGAGAAGAGAUGGGUGGAGUGGAGGAAUGUGUUGAAGGGUUGA
Messenger RNA from Pseudogymnoascus destructans, 1041 nucleotides. RefSeq lists its product as uncharacterized. Gene Ontology annotation, biological process: nuclear polyadenylation-dependent mRNA catabolic process; nuclear mRNA surveillance; U5 snRNA 3'-end processing. NCBI's taxonomy places the organism in Eukaryota, Fungi, Ascomycota, Leotiomycetes, Thelebolales, Thelebolaceae. Gene Ontology annotation, cellular component: nuclear exosome (RNase complex); cytoplasmic exosome (RNase complex). The record is from RefSeq and is a predicted model, not a curated record. The transcript has a single exon. Bases 1 to 1041 code for a protein of 346 amino acids.